Molecule: messenger RNA, 1323 nt
Organism: Protopterus annectens (West African lungfish)
Lineage: Eukaryota; Metazoa; Chordata; Ceratodontiformes; Protopteridae
Exons: 5
Coding region: 343-1323 (326 amino acids)
Source: RefSeq, a predicted model, not a curated record
UAGAGGAAAAAAAAAGCUUUUCAACGAAAAGGAUAGAGUCUUGUCUAAAAAGGCUUGUGUCCGCCAAAACGCAUCAUCAGUAGAAGUAUAAUUGCCGCAGGAGUAGUGCACCUGUCAUUGAAAUUUGACUCCAUUAUUUACUCUGGUAUCUUGAAAAUUGUCGAAGCAUCCUUAAGAAAUACGCAUAUUCUGUCCGUUCAAUUUUGUGCAAGAAGCGUUCAAGAUGUUGUAAUACACGUCUGCAAAGUUGGUGUUUAAUUUCAAACUGUUUCCUGUGCUCUACAUGGCUUGUGAGUGACUGAAUUAGCUUUCGUUAUAGCUACAGCAUCUAGCGUGGUGUGGAUGGCCAAUAAGACACAUUCGAUUGUCUCUUUUUGCUUGGAGAUAGUCGCCAUUUUUACUACAGCUAAUAGUGUUGUCUGCGGCAUUUGCGAUAUCAGUGAGAGAGAGUUAAUGAAUGUUUUUGCUGGUAGCACUGUACGCGUCUCUCUCAAUACCAGUUACAUAACAAAGGAGAUGGACAUAAUUAGAUGGCGAUUCAAAAAGCAAGAUUCCGAGUUUAACAAUCUUAUUGUGGAAUACCACUUCGAUGGCAAACACCCACCAGUGGAGCUAGAGAAACUUAAAAGGCGGGCUGAAUUCAGUGUAACAGACUAUUCCCUUACUGUAAGUGGAGUUGUAUGUGAUGACAAAGGCACCUACAUAGUGGAAACUCGUAACAGAAAUGAUGGAAGCAUCGGUACAAUAAAAAAAUCAGUUCUCGAUGUCACAGUUCCAGGUACAAGACAGACAAUACAAGCUAUUCCUGGUAGAACUGUCCAUCUCUCUCUGAAUGGUGGUUACAUUCCAUGCAGUAUGAACACAUUCAGGUGGCAAUUUAGCAAGCAAGGCUCAGAAAACUACAGCAUGGUUGUAGAAUACAAUGGGGAAUUGAAACCAGUGAUUGAGCUACAGGCUUUAAAAGGACGGGCCAUAUUCUUUAAGACUGACUAUUCCUUGGUCAUAAAUGAAAUUAGGCGUAUUGAUUCUGGUAAUUAUAAACUGGAAGCUCGCUAUUCAACUGAUGGAAGAACUGAGGGGAUAACUCUGAUAAGUCUCACUGUGGAAGAUAUGGAGAUACCACAAGAUUCAUGUGUUUCUUUAGUUAUAACUGCUGUAAGUUUAUCACUCGUACUGGGAGCAGUAGCAACAAUAGCAAUGCUGUUUACAUGUUUUUGGAAUCAAAACCUUCUUCAAAAGUGUUCUGCAUGGACAAAGGUACUGUACUUAUUUCAGAGUUUAUUUAUAUUGUAUGAAAGAUAUAUAUUCAGUAUUAGGAAUUAA